GCGUGAGAUGAUUGUGUACGCAAUUGAUUCGUCGACGAUUUGAGGAUAUUAACGUAGAAAGACGUAGUGCUCUUGUUAUUUUCUAACAAAGCUUGUAAUGUACGUAUGUUGAUUAUGUGAAUUGUGUUAUUUUAGGGCUGCGUGAGAGAGUGCUUUGGUGGUCAUAGUUUAUCUGAGCGAGAAAGAUUGAAUUCCUGAAGAAUAGUGAGAAUGGCCAAUAAUACCAAUCCAUUUGACCGGCUAUUAAAAACCAUAGAAAUUGAUGGUGCAACUUACAAAUAUUAUGAUUUGAUUGGAUUGAAUGAUCCUAGAUAUGAAAAACUUCCAUUUUCAAUUCGUGUCUUAUUGGAAGCAUCAGUCCGCUGCUGUGACAACUUUCAAGUAAAAGAAACUGACAUUGGAAACAUCUUAAAUUGGGAGAACUUGCAAAAUAAAGAAGGUGGAAUUGAAGUUGCAUUUAAUCCAGCUAGAGUGAUACUUCAGGAUUUUACAGGAAUACCAUGUGUGGCAGAUUUUGCAGCUAUGAGAGAUGUGGUUCAGAAACUAGGUGGUGACCCUGAGAAAGUAAAUCCCUUGUGUCCUGCUAAUCUUGUGAUUGACCACUCUGUUCAAGUAGACUUUUCUGAAAGCACUCUCCGUGACAGCCCUAACCCUGGUGGCGGGAGUCGAGUUACCUCCGGAAAUGAGAAAUAUCACUUUGGAUCUUCCAUAAAGCAAGAAAGCAACUCAUUUUCUCCCAAGUUUAAUUGUUGCUCAAAAUAUACAAAUGGCGAAAGUCCCGCAAAGCCUUUAUUUGCAUUUAAAAGUGAACAUACUUCCAGUGAGCGCACAAGAAUUUGGAGGAAAAACAGUAAUAAUGUCACUGUUUGUAAUAAAAUGGCUCAUAUAAAAAAAGAACUUCCUAAUCCAAUAGUUUCACCUCAUCCUAAUUUUCCUCUUCAAUAUGGAACCUGUCCUAUGCAUAAAGCAAGAUCUAUAGGUUCUGAUGCUUUAGAAAAGAACCUUGAUCUAGAAUUUGAAAGAAAUAAAGAAAGAUUUGCCUUCCUAAAGUGGGGAUCUAAAGCUUUCAAAAAUAUGACAAUAGUUCCACCAGGCUCCGGUAUAUGCCAUCAGGUCAACCUUGAAUAUCUUGCACGUGUUGUGUUCAAUAACAAUGGACUUCUUUAUCCUGAUAGUUUAGUGGGAGCUGAUUCUCAUACAACCAUGAUCAAUGGUUUAGGCAUAGUUGGAUGGGGUGUUGGUGGUAUAGAAGCAGAGGCUGUAAUGCUAGGGCAAGCUAUUAGUAUGGUUCUACCUCAAGUGGUUGGAUAUAAGCUAGUGGGCAAAGUAAAUCCUAUGGUGACAUCAACUGAUGUUGUUCUUACUAUCACUAAGCAUCUCAGACAAGUUGGUGUUGUGGGGAAGUUUGUAGAAUUUUUUGGUCCUGGAGUAGCAGAGUUAUCAAUUGCUGACAGAGCUACUAUUUCAAAUAUGUGCCCUGAAUAUGGAGCUACUGUUGGCUUCUUUCCUGUUGAUGACAAAAGUAUACUUUAUUUGAAACAGACAGGUCGUGAAGAAAAGCAUUUGAAAUAUGUGAAAAGUUACUUAGAAGCUGUACAUAUGUAUAGAGAUUAUAAUAAACCAGAUCAGGAUCCAGUAUUUUCUGAAGUUGUAGAAUUAGAUCUAGGCUCUGUUGUUUCUUCUGUAAGUGGGCCAAAACGGCCACAUGAUCGGGUACCUGUACAAGAAAUGAAGAAAGACUUCCAGAGUUGUCUUGUAAAUAAGGUAGGAUUCAAAGGCUUUGGUUUAGAUCCAGAAAAAUUAUCUACCACUGUGCCACUCAUUUACAAUGAGAAGGAAUAUCUUCUUCGUCAUGGUUCUGUGGUCAUUGCUGCCAUUACUAGCUGUACAAAUACAAGUAAUCCAUCUGUAAUGUUAGGAGCAGGCAUUUUGGCUAAAAAGGCUGUAGAAAAGGGUCUGAGUGUUUUACCGUAUAUUAAAACAAGCAUGUCCCCUGGAAGUGGUGUAGUUACUUAUUAUUUACAAGAAAGUGGAGUUAUUAAAUACUUAGAAAAAUUAGGUUUUCUUAUUGUUGGUUAUGGCUGCAUGACAUGUAUUGGAAAUAGUGGGCCUCUUCCAGAGAGUGUUGUUCAAGCUAUAGAUAUGGGUGAACUUGUCGCUUGUGGUGUUCUGUCUGGAAACAGAAAUUUUGAAGGAAGAAUUCAUCCUCAUACUAGAGCUAAUUAUCUUGCUUCUCCUCUUCUUGUUGUAGCAUAUGCUUUAGCAGGAAGGGUUGAUAUUGAUUUUGAAAAUGAGCCGAUUGGUAAAGGACAGGAUGGACAAAAUGUAUAUCUGAGAGAUAUAUGGCCUUCUAGGGAGGAAAUUCAGGAAGUUGAAGCUAAACAUGUUCUUCCAGCUAUGUUCAAAGAAGUGUAUUCAAAAAUAGAGCAUGGAAAUAAGCGUUGGAAUUCAUUACAUGUGCCAGAGACUAAUAUAUAUCCUUGGGAUCAGAAAUCUAUUUACAUAAAACCUCCACCAUUUUUUAAAGAUAUGACUCUAGAGCUUCCACAAAUAAGAAGUAUUAAGAAUGCUCAUGUUCUUCUGUACCUUGGAGAUUCUGUUACUACUGACCACAUAUCACCAGCAGGGAGCAUAUCCCGAAGCAGUCCAGCUGCACGUUAUCUUGCCAGCCAUGGCUUAACACCCAGGGAAUUCAAUUCAUAUGGUGCUCGAAGAGGUAAUGAUGAAGUUAUGGCCCGUGGAACGUUUGCUAACAUUCGCCUCCAUAACAAGUUCCUUGAUAAGGCUGCUCCUAAAACUGUUCACAUAGAUAGCAAAACUGAGAUGGAUGUAUUUGAUGCAGCGGAGAAGUAUCGCAGUGAAGGAAGGCAGUUAAUUAUACUUGCAGGCAAAGAUUAUGGUUGUGGGUCAUCCCGUGAUUGGGCUGCAAAGGGUCCAUAUCUGUUGGGUGUUCGAGCUGUCAUUGCUGAGAGUUUUGAGCGUAUUCAUCGAAGCAACUUGGUUGGAAUGGGUUUAAUACCUUUACAGUAUCUUCCAGGUCAAAAUGCAGAAAGUCUAGGACUGACUGGAUAUGAACAGUAUACCAUAAGCAUACCAGAUACUAUAAUGCCUGGCCAAAAGACUACUGUUCAGGUGGAUGAUGGACGAGCCUUUGAAGUUAUCAUCAGGUUUGACACUGAGGUUGAGUUGACUUAUUUCCGUCAUGGUGGCAUCUUGCAGUAUAUGGUGCGUCAGAUGUUGAAGACUCAGUAAUUCUUCCAAAACAUAGGAUGGAGUGAUUAACAUUUAUUUGUGGCAUUUGAAUUGUUUAGAUUAAGGUGUGGGCUGUUUGCACAAUAUACAUGUACACAACAUUUAUUUUACAUGCCAAACAUAAUUUUGAUUUGCAUCAGUAAGAAAACCUAUACUAAAAUCAAAGAUGGUUUUUAAAAUUAUAUGGAAAUUAAAUUGACCUAAAUGCUGCGUUAAUUUUGCUUAAAUUUGUAAUAUAUUUGAAGCUAGUUAUGUUAAACCUUCUGUAUAGUAAAAUAAUUAAUUUAAAUACAAUUUUAUGAUUUUUGCUGAACUGUUCUGCAGCAAUUUAUAUUUUUUUUCAGUAGCUGUAUAAUCUCAAUUUUAAUUUCCUUUCGGUGAUGAAAGAAAUCUCAAGUAUUUUAACCACAGAUGCAUAAAUACUUACUUUCAUCUUGGACAAAGUUUUGCGUAUGCUUAAAAGUAUACUUACAGUAUGGUUUAAUUCAAAUUAUUUUUAAAUCAGUGGUUAUAGAUUUAACUUUGCUUGUAAUAUGAAGAUUUCUUUUGAGUGACUUUUAUGUUUUAUUAAGUAUUGUAAAACUUAUUUAAGGAAGAAUGAAAUAAAAAGUAUGAGACUUCCCAUAUUUUUUCUGGAAUUAUGUUUUUCCCUCCUUAAUUUAGCAAAUACUUAAAAUUGAUUUUAUGUGACUCACAGCUGCCACUGUCUUAAAUUGCAUAUAUCUGGUUAGUAUAUAAUCUUAAGUUUCAUUAUCAGGGAUCAAACCACAGUUUGUAGUAGUACUCAUUUUGAGACAAAACAGCAUGUGUAAUAUCUUAUAUAAAAAAUAGAAUUAUAUAAAUGUAUUAAUUGUACUUUAUAAUAUAAUUGUUAAGAAUGGUUUAAAAGCUACUUUGUGUAUUUCAUUUGAAUUCAAACAAAAGUUUUAAAAUAGUUUGACUGAUUAUAUAUAAAAUGUUUGUAUCUUUUUUUAAUAUGUUCUGACAGUGAUUAUUUCCUCAUUGUUAUUCAACUACUCAUUUAUUUUUGUCAAAAAUAAGUGUGACAGUACAGUGUAACAGUGGUGAUUGGUCAUAUUUUGUAUCUGCUGCUACAUCGUAUGCUGUAAAAUAUGUCAAUGAAUUAAAUAUGAUUUUCUAUA
Molecule: messenger RNA, 4394 nt
Organism: Stegodyphus dumicola
Lineage: Eukaryota; Metazoa; Arthropoda; Arachnida; Araneae; Eresidae
Product: cytoplasmic aconitate hydratase-like
Source: RefSeq, a predicted model, not a curated record